GGCGAGGCUCGGGAGGAAGGUAAUAUGAGGACAGGCGUAUACCUGGAUCCUGUCGGAAACGGGCCGCUUCCCGAGCUCCCGCAGGAGGAACUCGGUCAUGAGCCGGUGGCCGGUGCCCUGGUAGAGGAGGCCCACGCCCACCACGGCGGCGGUCUGGGCGGCCGGCGAGACCUCCACCUCGGCCAGGGACAGGAGGGAGGGGAUGUGGAGGCAGAGCAUCUUGGAGACCUG
This is a messenger RNA of Nannochloropsis gaditana CCMP526, 231 nucleotides long. It is a transcript of the gene APC1, whose product is annotated as anaphase-promoting complex subunit 1. The annotation marks the transcript as partial. The transcript has a single exon. The record is from RefSeq and is a predicted model, not a curated record.